This is a messenger RNA of Vitrella brassicaformis, 1749 nucleotides long. The record is from the annotation of a GenBank genome assembly. Lineage: Eukaryota; Vitrellaceae.
CUCUGAAACCGCUGGGGAUCUGAUCUGCUCUGUUGACGGCUUGGCGUGACGGCUGGGGCGGCUGGUGGGGACGAUGGCUGCCCAUGAGCACCCCGUCAGCCACUUGUUUGUCGGCAGCCGAAGCCAUCUGCCCGACAUCGUCACGGUUGCCCGCCUUAGGGCCACAUCGAAGAGCAUCCGGGCUGCCUUCACCAUAGCUGAGCUGCGCACCCGCCUCGCCAACUCACUGAGCCGUGACGGAGAUGGCAUCAACACUAAGCAGCUGCAGCUGGUGCGGUUCGACCCAUCGCUGUGGAUAGGUGAGCUGAUGGCGGCGGUGUGGAUAGCCGAGGAGGGCGGGCGGUGGGAUGAGACGGGGGAGAUGCUGCAGUGGGCCAGCCAGUGCGGCUGUUGUCAGCUGCCCCUCAACCUCACGGCAGAUGACAUUCGCACACACGCCAACAAGACGGUAAGGCACACACACACAGGGAGGCGGGAGGGAACAGAGAGGCCUCAGUCAUUCCUCUGUCUGUCUGUCUGUCUGUCUGUGUGGUGUAGGCGUAUAGAUCGGUAGCUCGUGUGUUGGCGCAGCUCAUGGUGGUCGGCCGCCACGUGGCCUUCGGUGAUGGCAGCUGCCUGCGGAUCUUCCGCCGUGCCAAUGGUGAGGUGCGGGCCAUCAAGAACGAUUUCUGGUUCCGGCUGGACGACGUCGACCCGCCCCUCCCUCCCCACCAUCUGUAUCAGCGGCACCGACUACAGCAUGACCCACCAGUGGAAACCGGCAUCGCCUACUUUGGUGUAUGGCGGUCGAGCUUCCUGUACGAGUAUGCGUCAUUGUCGUCAUUUGCCAAGAAGAUGAUCCUCGACCACUUCUACUGCACUCACCAGCCCUCUCGCACAUCGAUACGACUCAACAGGUAACACACCAAUGGCACCAGUGGCGAGAGUGGUGCGUGUUUGAUUGUGUGGUUUGUUGGUUCAGGCGUGUUGGCGGCGGCCGUCUGGAUGGCCUCCUCAUUCAGUCGCCACACACACCGGUGGCCGGAUGCACCACCACACUCAGCUCGGACGGCCGUGUUGGGCGGUACCUGGUGCUCACCAGCAGCAGCCACACCUUCGUGGCGUGGAUUGCCAUUUCGAAUUUGGGGGACAACACCGGUCACGCCGACAGACAGCUCUGCUGGUGGUCAAAUGUCAUGUGUUGUUCUCUCUCGUCUGUCUGCAGUGAGGGUUACUGUCCACACGACCGAGGCGCCUGUGCCGUGUGUGAGCGGUUCCUUCAAGGACCGCUUCCCGGUCACGACUCAGCUGGCCCGUGUGGCGCUGGGUCGAGUGACGCCAUACGUCUUCGACGGCCAAGUACAACAGCAGCAGCACGACGACAGCGACGAUGACGGUACAGACUGAGGGAGGAAUGUGUGUGUGAAUGGAUGCCGUGCCCUCUCCCGGUGUGUGCGUCUGUGUUCAGGAGGAUACCUGUAGCUGGAUUGCAUUCAACUGGCGCCAUAGAUAGCUGCCGAUGACCCAUCCAGGCUGGCUGUGGGCUGAGGGGCUGGGGUGGGUCUGUCUCUCCGGUCCUCCGGUCUGUCUGCAGAGCUAUGUGCAUGUCUAGCUGUCUCUCCCCCUCCCUCUAACCUGUCGAUGUAUAUUGAUGAAUGGCUGGCCGACUUUGUCCGCUGUGGUGAUGCAUGUAUUCUCUGAUGAGCGUGACAUUGCCCAGUAUGCAUGAGUGUGUGAAUAGUAUUGAGCGUCCUUUUCGUGUCAAAUCCC